CGACAGGCGGCGCUGAUGAGCGGCUGGCCGCAGCGCAGCGCAUCCGCGGCUGCUCGGUUCUUCCACGUGUGCAGCAGCAGCGUGAUGCUAAAGAGCGAGUCUUGUUGUUAGUCUUUCUCUUCUUUUUCACUUAAAGUCCACAUUCAUGCAAACUGGAUUUCUGUCGUGGCUUCGUGUGUAAUGCGUGAUGAAGAACCGCAGUGCUUAUACUAUAGACCCGAGACUCAAACACAGAGUCCAUCAGUAUCUGAAGGCACACAGUGACCCGUAUGUGGACGUCUCUGCGAUGGCCUCGGAGCUUCAGCAGCAGUUCAGGAUCGAGUACGGCCGGAGGAACAGGACGGCGUUCAGGAUUCAAGUGGAGAAAGUGCACGCGGUGAUAUGCAAUGAGUCUGGUGUCUCUGCUCUGGAAAACCAACAUUUGGCCAAAAGAGCGCGACGCAACCAAGAGGACGGGGACGACGGUCACGUCACAGAGUACGACAGCGACAGCGAGGACAAUAUUCCCGAACAUGAACAUACAAAUCACAUGAACAGCUCGCUGACGUCCCUCUAUCAGAGAGCAGCGUGCAGCUCGAGCCCGCAGAAGAGCGGCUGGAUCAUCGAUAAGACCGACAGAGAGCAGGAGAACAUCUUCAUCGAUCUGUGUGAGGACGAGUCCUCCAGCACGGCGAAGCAGAGAGAUUCAUCAAAGCUGGAGAAGGAGAAGACGUCAAAGAGCGGAAAACUGAAGAGAGCGAAGAAGAACAAGCACGACGUGGAGGCAGAAGUCACUGCCGGAGUACAGGCUAAAAAGUGUAAGAACAAGGGCCAUGAGCUGCAGUUCUCAGCGGUGAAGUUCGAGGACUUCGGCGGCAGUGAGGAAACUCUAGAGGAGGUCUGUAAGCUGCUGAUCCACACGAGGCAUCCGGAGGUGUACCAGCGGCUGGGAAGCAGCACUCCCUGUAUCCUGUUCAUCGAUGAGAUCGAUGCCAUCACGCCAAAAAGAGAGAUCGCUUCCAAAGACAUGGAGAGGAGGAUCGUCGCGCAGUUACUCACCUGCAUGGACGACCUCAAUUCGUUAUCAGAACCGGCUCAGGUCUUGGUAAUUGGAGCCACUAACCGUCCGGACUCGCUGGAUCCGGCCCUGCGUCGAGCCGGCAGGUUUGACCGCGAGAUCUGUCUGGGGAUUCCUGAUGAGGCCGCGCGACUCAAGAUUCUGAAGACGCUCUGUCGUAAAAUCACGCUGCCGGAGGACUUCGACUACAGACAGUUGGCGCGUCUCACGCCGGGUUAUGUGGGCGCAGAUUUGAUGGCGCUGUGUCGGGAGGCGGCCAUGAGCGCCGUCAACAGAAUCCUGCUGCAGCCGAGCAGUGAAGACCUCACACCACCGAAAGCAGAUCUGGAGCAGCUGCUGUCGUUGUUGAAGAGGAACGAGGCUUUGAGCGAGGAGCAGCUGUCUGGACUCUGUGUGCUCAUGUCAGACUUCAGGACCUCGUUAGCCAGAGUCCAGCCGUCCGCGAAGCGCGAGGGGUUCGCCACUGUCCCAGACGUCACCUGGGAAGACGUGGGCGCGCUGCAGGACAUUCGUGAGGAGCUCAACAUGGCCAUCAUGGCUCCCAUCAAUAACCCCGAGCAUUUCCGAGCUCUGGGUCUGAACACGCCCGCUGGAGUGCUGCUCGCUGGACCGCCCGGAUGCGGAAAGACCUUGUUAGCCAAAGCUGUUGCUAAUGAGUCAGGCUUAAACUUCAUCUCUGUCAAGGGUCCAGAGCUGCUCAAUAUGUAUGUGGGUGAGAGCGAGCGGGCCGUCAGACAGGUCUUCCAGAGGGGCAGGAACUCGGCCCCGUGCGUCAUCUUCUUCGAUGAGAUCGAUGCGCUUUGUCCUCGCCGCUCAGAGCAUGAGUCAGGAUCCAGCGCUCGCGUCGUAAACCAGCUGCUCACCGAGAUGGACGGCAUGGGGAACCGCCAGCAGGUUUUCAUGAUGGCCGCCACCAACAGGCCAGAUAUCAUUGACCCCGCUGUGCUCAGACCAGGACGACUGGACAAAACUCUGUAUGUGGGUUUACCGCCUCCCGCAGACAGACACGCCAUAUUGGUCACGAUUACUAAGAACGGCACCAAACCACUUCUAGAUUCAGAUGUCAAUCUCGAGGAAAUUGCCCAUGAUGCACGUUGUGAGAGUUUUACAGGUGCAGAUCUGUCGGCGCUGGUGCGAGAGGCGUGUGUUAACGCUCUGCGAGUUCACCUGAGCUCACGACCAGCUCAGACACACACAGAGGCGGUGAAGGACAUCCAAGUGAGCCGAAUUCACUUCGAAGACGCCUUCAAGAAGGUGCGGCCGUCUGUGUCCAAGAAGGACCAGAUAAUGUAUGAAAAACUGAAAGAGACCCUCACAAGAUGACAACCGUUGAUCAGAAAUCUACAUUUGGAUUCCAUUUUUAUUACUAAGAAUAAAAAAAUGAUGAUAAACUGUGAGUUUUCUCCUGAUCAUUGUUUUGUGCAUUUGUCUUCGUUCAGGAGAGAUUUCAGCAUUUUUUUUUUUUACAUGAUCAAAUGUUUCAUAAAGCUAUAUAUGCAAUAAAGUGUAUAUUAGAAACUGUUUCAGUGUUUUAACAAACAUUACAUGACGAGUUAAGUUUUUUUUGUACAUGUAGACUGAACUUGAGUUUUAUAGAUUUUUGCCUGUUGUGUUUUUGGAAAGGAACAGACCCUUAACAGAAAACACACGAGAUUGUAGUUCAGUGUUUUUCUUCCAGAAUGACAAUAUCAUUCAAAUGUAUCCCUGAUCAGUAGAGUACUGCAAUUCCACUAUUCAGGGUUAAAAUACAUACAAAAUAUAUCAAAUAUUUCAGAUGGACGACAGUAACAAUCAUUAGACACCAGCUCAAAUUUAUUAAGGCUUUUCAGUUCGCGUGAUACAAAACGUAUAAAUGUUGACAGCUCAAAACUUCAUUCACUGUUAGCCAAGGUGUGUCAAUUCACUUGGUUAAUUGAUGAAAUAAAGAAGUAUAACAGAGGCUUAAACACACAGGCCUCUUCACCAAACCACCAGAUUUUGGCGUCUAUUAAUGAGAUGAGUAGCAUUAAUCACUUGGGAGUACUUAAAGACCCACUGCACUGAACCUCUCCAAAACCUGAAACAUGAGUCAGAUUAUCUGGACAUUAUCGGCCGAUGCCGACGUUUACAUUUAAAGCCUUUAUCGGCAGAUUCCGAUAACGUUCUGAUGGUAUUGUGCAUCCCUACUUCCACGCAGGAGUAAAUGCAGAACAAAACAAUUCCUUAAAACUAGAAGCGUCUGAAUGUUCAGACCAUGUGCAACAGAGGAGCUCAAAUGUUUUGGUUCACAAUUAAAAUUCGACAGCACGCUUGCUAAAAA
Sinocyclocheilus rhinocerous is the source of this 3356-nucleotide messenger RNA. RefSeq names its product nuclear VCP like (gene nvl). NCBI's taxonomy places the organism in Eukaryota, Metazoa, Chordata, Actinopteri, Cypriniformes, Cyprinidae. The transcript has 22 exons. Gene Ontology annotation, biological process: ribosome biogenesis. The record is from RefSeq and is a predicted model, not a curated record. Gene Ontology annotation, molecular function: ATP binding; RNA binding; preribosome binding. Gene Ontology annotation, cellular component: nucleus. Bases 188 to 2380 code for a protein of 730 amino acids.